AUGGGUCUCUUCACAGUAGCCGCCAAUGAUACAUUGGCAAUACCUGGAAUAAAGACUGGCAUUGGAUUAAUAUCAAUCUGGUGGAUGAUAAGAGCUGUAGAACCACAAUCCGUGAAUUCAAGCUUGUUUUAUGCUGGAGCAUAUGUUUCAGCAGUUGCCCCAUCUUCAUCAUCAUUUUCUAAAUCUGAUAUUUCAUUUUCAUCACAUUCAUUGUCAUCAUUAAACGUACUCAAUCUUUCACCAUCCAAUAGAAGUCGUUCUUACUCUACUUCUUCUCGUUCGUCAACAUCAUCAGAACACUCUUGUAGCUCGGAUAAUAUAUUUAUUUGUUCGAUUGACGACAAUGAUUUUGAAUUAAUCAAUAUCAACGUUAUAGAAGAUGAUUAUAAACCAUUAUCUUCCGAUUAUGAAUUAGAAGAUAUUGUAUAA
Messenger RNA from Rotaria sp. Silwood2, 429 nucleotides. The record is from the annotation of a GenBank genome assembly. NCBI's taxonomy places the organism in Eukaryota, Metazoa, Rotifera, Eurotatoria, Philodinida, Philodinidae.